ACAAGAUGAGUGAUAUGAAACAGCCAGUCCGCGAGCCCCUCCAGAGGAGAAGAUCUUUAGGCCCGAUGUCCCCUAACCACGUCAAGAGACUGUAUCGUAAUCUGUCGUUCAGGUUAAAGGGAAACUCGACCUCAGAUGAGACCGGGCUGAUCAAAAAGACGGACAAGGAUAGGAACAGGAAAGCCUCGUCACUGAGUGUACACUAUAAUUCGGUCUUCGACGCUGUGGAGAACGGAGACAUUGAUGCAGUUCAGAGGCUCCUGGGUGGAGACACAACGAGGGAUGGGCUGAACGGUGUUAGCACCGAGGGUUUGGUGCCUUUGGACAUCGCUCUCCUGACCAACAACGUGCCGAUGGCAAGACUCCUAAUGAAAGCUGGAGCCAAGUUCAAUCACUUCUCUCUGGACGAGUGUCAGUGGGUCUCGCGACUCGCCGCUCUGGUGUUGACGGCGGAAAACAAGGUCAGAGAGCUAUCCGAACACUCGGGAGGGCCUCCUGAUCCCGACUGGCAGAGAAACCGACGGGAACGUCACGCCUGGAGGUUACGGCACAGGCUGUGGAGGCAGAUGCGAUCGGUCUUUGAAAACGCUCGAGUUCCUGAGCCUCCAGCCAACGUGUGCCUGUUAGUCAGUGACACCAACUCCCUGAGCGUGACGUUCCAGGAGCCGCCAAAGAACAACUCGCUGAUAGUCACCAGAUACAGAGUGGAAUGGAGUCACUCGGAAACCUUCAACCCCAUCCAAGGAGAUACUAUCGUUGAGGACCCAGAAGCCUUGCACUGCACAAUUGGAGACCUCACUACAGGAACACUCUAUUAUGUCCGGGUCUCAGCGAACAACAUAAAGGGCUGGGGACGGCCCCAGGUUACAAUGCCUCCAUGUGCCGCUCCCUCCAGCUGGAAGGAGUGUUCUGUUGUGAACCUGAGACCAAAGGAGCAAAGCCAAGCCGUCCAGCAAGUCCUGCAACAAGUCUGGGAUCCCGGCUAUCGUAGCUUCUUCCACGACACGGCCAAGGUUCACCCGCCCAGUAAGAAGCUCUCUGUGUCUCGGAGUCUCAAGUCGCUUUUCCAGAGCUCCAGCAAGUUUGUCAGGACUCUACAACGGGGUGUGUACUUGGCAGCCAUUUUCUUCCAGAAGGAUAACAUCCUGCUUACGAAUGAAGAGCAGCUGCCGAUCGUCGAGAUUGACGGUUCCUGCUCCAGCUUUGACAUGCAGGAGUUUCUCUGGUUCACAAAGCUCUCUUGCAUGUGGAAGGACAUUCAACAGUUACAGCAGGGAAUGAGCUCAGCACUCUCCUCUUCCUCCUCAGUGCUACAGACGAGACAGAAGAUGCUGUUGGCAACAGCUCAGCUACAGAACUCGUUGGGGACCCAGGACCUGGGAAGGGUGUACUUUGAGCCGAUCAAGGACAAACUGGGGAAUGUGUUGAUCCUGACGGUGAAGGAAUUACCUCCGUCACAGACACUGGAGAAUGUGAGAUGGUCUGCCCUUUCCAAGCUCCAGAGAUCAGUGUCUCCCCUCAAGGAAUCCACUGCCCUUGACCUGUUGUUUGCAACCAUCAAGGAGAAGCUGGCCUACCACCGGAGGAGCAGUCAACACUUGCCUCCAGGCCUCUACCUUGGGUACCUCAAGCUCUGCAGCUCCGUUGAUCAGAUCAAGGUCCUCGUGCCUCAAAAACUACCCAACGUUUUGUGCCACACCAAACUGCGGGACAACAAGAAUGUGUCAAGGGAGGAGUGGGUUUGGCUGCAAAGGCAGACAUCACCAAGUGAUUCCGUAGGCUCAGGCGAGCACACAGGGAGUCCUCAGUGUCCGUUCUUAAAGGGACUUUGUACCGGUGUUAAGAGCCUCCUGAAACAGCUGGAUGUCCCUCUAUGGCAGGCCAGAGAUUUCCGUCUGUACACGCAGCAAUUGCUGGAGUUUGGGAAGGAAGUCUCCUUCCUGUUGUUGCUGCCGCCCUCAGAUGAUGUGUGCUCAGCCCCUGGACAAGACGGACAGCUCUCGGGGUUCCUGACGCUCCCACUUCAGAUCUUCGAGCACAUUCAUUUCUGCACCUAUGAGCAAGAUCUUCUCGCCCAGUACUGCCAAGCCUCCAUCUUACUGGAGCUCGACUCCCUGCUAUCUCAGCAAGCUUUGAGAGAAGCCAUAGACAACUGUGAACUGGUGAAAGCCAAGGAGAAGCAUGGGCAGGUCACUGAUCUCAUUCAGCGUCUGGAUGAUAUAUGGAGGGAUGUGCGUUGGAUCACAGAUGUCCUACACUAUGCCAGAUACAGACAGCCUCCAACUGGAACCCUUCUGUCUUGCAUCUUAGACACAGCGACCUUGAUGAAACCAGAACUUUGUACAGACAACCAGAAUUCUACCAUCCAACCUGCAGGUGACGAGGGCAGCUUGGAUGAAGACGAUGUCUUUUGGCCCAUGGACAGCUGCAGUGAGCACAGCUGUGACUUCAGCCCCGGAGCGUCAGGCGAGGGCGGAGACACCGACCGGACCCGCACCCCUAGCCCUCGCGCCAGAACUUUCCACCGGAGCACGAGUCUGGAGCUGCAGAGAGGGACGUGUAAGAGACGCAGCCUCUUCAAGUUCUGGUCCCAGCCCAGGUCGACGGAGGAGGAAAGACCGGAGGAUACGGAUGGCGAGGGAAUCGUGACUUUCAGCAGCGUGCCUGCCCGGAAAACCCGACUCCCAGAGACCAGCCUGGUGGAAUGGAUCAACAGCUCGUAGCGGGGGCUAACCGCGAGAGAGAGAGAGAGAGAGAGAGAGAGAGAGCGGGGGCAGCGCAAGGGAGAGACAAUGCCUCCUCCUGGCCAAACGGCACCAAGACCCUUCGGGUAAUUUUUACAGCGGUAAUUGUGUUCGGCGGGAUGGGUGUCCUGGGUUUUAACGUCCGCCAGCGGUGGUUAUCGGGCAGGACGCUGAGGUGAAAGGACUUCACUUGUAGAAGGACUAUACAGGAUUCUCCCCCAACCUCCACCCUGGACUGCGCUGCUUAGACCCUGAGCUCAAACCCUGGCGUGGAUCUGAGGGACUUGAAGCUACACCACCUUCUGACCGGAGAGUACACCAGCGACCGGGGGCACACUGCAACGGGAACUGUUUGUAAGUCUGACCGCAGGGGCUUUUGUUACGGGUCGGCCCGGGAACCCCGGGGCAGAGUGGGAAGUAAAACAGGGAGAAACGAUA
Messenger RNA from Callorhinchus milii (elephant shark), 3182 nucleotides. RefSeq names its product ankyrin repeat and fibronectin type-III domain-containing protein 1-like. The transcript is spliced from 17 exons. The coding region runs from base 6 to 2723 and encodes 905 amino acids. Gene Ontology annotation, molecular function: protein binding. The record is from RefSeq and is a predicted model, not a curated record. Gene Ontology annotation, biological process: regulation of establishment of bipolar cell polarity; establishment of mitotic spindle orientation. Gene Ontology annotation, cellular component: spindle. Lineage: Eukaryota; Metazoa; Chordata; Chondrichthyes; Chimaeriformes; Callorhinchidae.